Chenopodium quinoa (quinoa) is the source of this 1049-nucleotide messenger RNA. RefSeq lists its product as uncharacterized. Bases 381 to 833 code for a protein of 150 amino acids. The transcript has a single exon. The record is from RefSeq and is a predicted model, not a curated record. Lineage: Eukaryota; Viridiplantae; Streptophyta; Magnoliopsida; Caryophyllales; Amaranthaceae.
AAAAUGUUAUUUAAAGCCUAUUUAUAGCACAUACUUCUUUUCGUUCCUUUUAUUUCUAUAUUUUCUAUGGUUUUGUGGUUAAAGAUGAUUGAAGCAUCUAAAUAAGCAUUGAAGUGUAAAGUAAGGAAUUUAUGUCCUCGUGUGAGUGUCGAGUGUCCAACCCGGAUACAAAAUAGAGUCGAAAUAGCGUACUUUGACAUGACACAAUGUGUAGCACGGCAUACAUCCAACCAUAAGACAUACAUGGUGGGCACGAGGCAUAACCCAAAACCAUCUUACACUGGACUAAUGAAUACAAGAGUGGACGUAUGGAACAAAAAAUUCAAACCAAUCCUCUCACUCAAUACUUUCAUUUCUAGCUUUCUCCCAAAGCAACAAAAAUGGAGGAUACAACAUGGGAGCAAAAAUUCACAGCCCUAACACACAUCUUAACAAACCCAACUACAAACCCAUCACUCCACUCUCAAUAUUUCAUUGCUAACCAAAUCCCCUGUUAUCUAAACUGGGAUUUCCCACCUUUACUCUGCCCCAAAUACCAAAACAACCCAACAUUCAACUUAAAAUGGAGUUUCUCUCUCUUCCUUAAAAGAUUAAGGGCACCUCCUAUUUCUUGGAGGUCAAAGUGCCCUUACAGUCAACCCCCACCUCUGAUUUUGGGCAAAGGAGUUGAAGAAGCUAAAUGGGAUGAUGAAAGUAAAAGAUUGUAUUUCAGGAAAAGAUUGUUUAGAAAGAAGCUAGUGAGUGAAGUUAAUCCUUUGAUUCCAAUUUUGGUUCCUAAUGUCUUGUUGGUUUGGGUCCUCUUUUGGGGUCCAAUUCCUCUCGAUGAUCCUUGAAGGUGUUUGAUAAUGUUGGUUGAUGAAACUUUUUUUUUUUCCUUCUUUGUUUUUGUGUAUGUGGUGGAGAAACUCUCUUGGUUGCGUUGAUAAUGUUGAGUUGUUGACAACUUGCACAUUGCAAGUUUUAUUAAUAUUGUCUUCUUUUAUUAAUAUUGUCUUAUUUAGAAAUUUGCACAAUUAUAUAAUGUACUCCGUAACAUAUUGUUAUACUCU